Ascoidea rubescens DSM 1968 is the source of this 2702-nucleotide messenger RNA. It is a transcript of the gene SUL1, whose product is annotated as sulfate permease. The transcript has a single exon. Gene Ontology annotation, biological process: transmembrane transport. The coding region runs from base 217 to 2670 and encodes 817 amino acids. Lineage: Eukaryota; Fungi; Ascomycota; Saccharomycetes; Ascoideales; Ascoideaceae. The record is from RefSeq and is a predicted model, not a curated record. Gene Ontology annotation, cellular component: membrane. Gene Ontology annotation, molecular function: sulfate transmembrane transporter activity.
UUAUAAAAGUGGCUGUUAAAAGGUAUGAUUCCAAUUUUUGUUAGUUCUUUUGAAAUUUUUACUAUAAAAAACAAUUCGUUUCUUCCUGUUUUCUCUGGUUUUCUUGAAGCAAAAGAAGCAAAGAACAUUGCUGAAUAACCGUUUCUAUCUGUUUUCUUUCCUUCGAAAAGUGCAUUGCAAAAAACACUCUCUAGCUCGUUCAAACACAACUGCAAGAUGUCUAAGGUGGAUGAGGUCCAAGAGGUUUCAGCAGGAAAACCAAGUGAGGCUGGAGAAGGCCACAAUUUAAAUGUUUUGGAGUACAGCGAAAGCCCCAUAACAAUACCAGAUUGGUUCCAUAACCUUUCUAGCGGAAGAUCUUUCGGCACUGCUGUUAAGGACUAUCUUAUCUCGUUGUUUCCUAUUUCCAGAUGGAUCUUGCAUUACAACUCAACAUGGCUUUAUUCUGACUUGAUUGCCGGUAUCACUGUAGGUUCUGUUAUUGUUCCUCAGUCCAUGUCCUAUGCUCAAUUGGCAGGCUUGACCCCAGAGUAUGGUUUAUACUCUUCUUUUGUCGGUGUUAUGAUUUAUUGCUUCUUUGCAACUAGUAAAGAUGUCAGUAUUGGUCCUGUUGCAGUCAUGUCGUUGCAAAUCGGUAAGGUCAUUUCUCGUCUUCAAGAUCACCAUCCCAACAAUCUAAUUUAUAGCGAGCAUCCAGAAAUUGUUGCAACUACUUUCUCGCUUAUUACCGGUAUCAUAUGUGCUGCUCUUGGUCUCUUAAGAGUGGGUUUUGUUCUUGAAUUUAUCAAUACUUCUUCCAUUCUCAGUUUCAUGACUGCCAGUGCCAUCAACAUUGUUUCCGGUCAAUGUGCGGGUUUGUUGGGUUACAGCAGCAAGGUCUCCAACAAAGACUCAACCUAUAUGUUGAUCAUUAAAACACUAAAACAUUUGGGUUUGACAAAUAUCAAUGCUGCUUUUGGUUUGGUUUCUCUAUUCAUAUUGUACUUUUGGAAAUAUUCCUGUGCCUAUCUUUCAAAAAGAUACCCCAAAAAGGAAAGAACCUUUUUUUAUAUCCAAACUUUGAGAAAUGCUGUUGUUAUUAUUUUUGCAACCUUAUUUGCAUGGGCUGUCAAUAGAACCCAUCCAGGCUCUGAAUUGAAACUUUUAGGAGAAGUUCCAAGUGGUUUAAAGGGUGUUGGAAAGUUCAAAUUCUAUCCCGAUGUGGUUGCUGAUAUGGGUGCUGAUAUCCCUGUCUCUACCAUUAUUUUACUAUUGGAACAUAUUUCAAUUGCAAAAUCAUUUGGUAGAGUUAACAACUAUAAAAUCAAUCCUGAUCAAGAAAUUAUUGCUAUUGGUAUCAACAAUUUAAUCGGUACUGCCUUUAUGGCUUACCCAGCUACUGGUUCAUUUUCAAGGUCGGCUUUGAAAAACAGAUGUGGUGUUAGAACUCCUUUGGCUGGUGUCUUUACUGGUAUUGUCGUCUUACUAGCUUUGUAUUGUUUGACUGAAGCCUUCUACUUCAUUCCUAAAGCUGGUCUUAGUGCUAUUAUCAUUCAUGCUGUUGCUGACUUAGUCAGUUCAUACAAAGUCCCUGUUUUCUUAUGGAAAUCAAACCCCUUGGAUUGUUUUAUCUUUAUUACAGGUGUUCUCAUUUCCAUCUUUACCAGUAUUGAAAAUGGUAUCUAUUUCACAAUUUGCUGUAGUUUGGCUUUCUUGCUUUUCAAAAUCGCCAAACCAAAUGGGGUUUUCUUGGGAAGAAUAAAAUAUGCUCAAGUUAUCAAUCCAAAAAUCUUUUCCGAAGAAAAGGAAAACGUAUUAAUUGAAAACGAAUCCUCAAAUCAUUCUCUAAAUCUUGAUAAGAAAUCUUCAACCAUCAAAUCUAACGAUGUUCACUUUUAUAAUACAGAAAUCACAAAAUCUUUUGAUUCCUCCGAUGUCCAAUUUGUCACUAGAUGGGUUCCACUCAAUAAAAGAGACAUCAAUAAAGAAAUUGAAGUUUUACCACCUCCUCAAGGUGUUUUGGUCUUCAGACCGUCUGAAGCUUUUACUUAUCCAAACUGUUCUGCCCAGUUAGACUUGCUUCUUGCUGAAGCAAAAGAGAAAACACGACCAGGCAUAUCAUUAAAAUAUGCUAAAGCUGCCGAUAGACCAUGGAAUGAUCCUGGUCCAUUCAAUUGGGUUGAAAGAAAAAAAGCAUUUGUUGAUUUGGUUACUCUCAAGAAGUUUAAGAAAAAUGAUGCAACAUCAGGUGCCUCUGAGGUUUUAGAAGAAGAUAAUGAUCCAAGACCUCUAUUAAAAGCAAUUUGUUUUGAUUUCAAUUCAGUCACUUCAAUUGACUCCACUGGUUUACAAUCAUUAAUUGAUCUCAAAAAGUUUCUUGAAAUUUACACCAAUCAUAAUGAAGUUGAAUUUCAUUUUGCAAACAUUUUAUCACCUUGGAUUAAAAGAGCUUUAGUUGCUGGAGGUUUUGGUAUUGAUAAAUUUCAAUACAAUUCUGAAGAAAAUAAAGCAAAUGUCGAUGCUGAAAACCGUUCUUCUGUUCCAGAGAGAGGAGAUGAGAUUUUAUAUUUCAAUGUUACUAAUCAAAUUAAACAAUUAGACCAAGAAGCUACAUUGGCUCAUCUUCCAGUUACUGCAACCAAUUUCCCAUUUUUUCAUCUAGAUAUUCCUUCAUUUGAUGAGUACGAAUGAUGUAACAAAAUAUUGUGGUGGCAUUUCCCAUC